UAACGACAUUUUACGAUGUUUCAAUUUGAUUGUCAGUUAGUUUGAUGUAGGUACUAAAAUUUAUCGACUGAGUUGGUAAUAGUCUAGUGGAGCCAUAUUGGUUAUAAUUUUAUUUUACGGCGAAUAUAUUUUUACUUGAAACAGAAUGUUGGUCUCUCAAAUUAUAACCUCAGCAUCCAAACGAUUUCCACGAGUGAUAUGCUCGAGAAAUAUUGGUGUUAUGGCACCAAUGUUCAAACAGGCUUCAGAUCCAAUUCAAAGUUUAUUUAUUGAAAAAAUCAAAGAAUAUAGAGCAAAAAGUGGAGGAGGUGCAAAACUCGUUGAUCCAAAUCCAGAAAUUGAACGUGAAUUAAAAGCUGAGAUGGAUAAAGUUGCUAAAAUGUAUGGUGGUGGUGCUGGUGCAGAUUUAACAAAAUUCCCAACAUUCAACUUUACAGAACCAAAAGUUGAUCCAAUUGUUGAAAAGUAAAUGUAUAUUCUCUAGUUUAAAAUAUAUUAGUCAACUCGUCAAUAAUUUCCAUUAAAUACAUGUUAUAAAGUUAUACAAAUCAUAA
This is a messenger RNA of Chrysoperla carnea, 554 nucleotides long. Its product is annotated as ATP synthase-coupling factor 6, mitochondrial-like. Gene Ontology annotation, biological process: proton motive force-driven ATP synthesis. The coding region runs from base 146 to 469 and encodes 107 amino acids. The transcript has 3 exons. Lineage: Eukaryota; Metazoa; Arthropoda; Insecta; Neuroptera; Chrysopidae. The record is from RefSeq and is a predicted model, not a curated record. Gene Ontology annotation, molecular function: proton transmembrane transporter activity.